Molecule: messenger RNA, 3200 nt
Organism: Amaranthus tricolor (Joseph's coat)
Lineage: Eukaryota; Viridiplantae; Streptophyta; Magnoliopsida; Caryophyllales; Amaranthaceae
Product: homeobox-leucine zipper protein MERISTEM L1-like
Exons: 13
Coding region: 388-2577 (729 amino acids)
Biological process (GO): regulation of DNA-templated transcription
Molecular function (GO): lipid binding; DNA-binding transcription factor activity, RNA polymerase II-specific; DNA binding
Source: RefSeq, a predicted model, not a curated record
AGCAAUUACAGCACCUUACUAUCUCAUCCCCAUUCCCCACCACCAUAAAUGCAAAUUGCAACCUACCUCUAACCCAUUCUUUCUUUCUCUCUCAAAAACUAUACACUCUUUGCAAUUACUCCUUUCUGCUUCUACUUCCCUUCUCCACCUGUUUCCAAUACCCUUCUUUUUCUCUCUCUCCACCUUAAAUCAUUUUCAAGUUUUUAACAUCAAAUUUUGAAUCCAGAUCUUAAUCCUCAUCUUCUUCCUCUGAUGGAAAUAUGAAGGUUGAAUUCAACAGAAUUUAAUUUUCUCAGAUCAUAUGAAGUGAAAAUUCAUCAGCAACAACAAAAGGAAUAAGGAAAUUAAGAGAAAAUAAUAAUCAAAUUGAAGAAAAAAUAAUAAAUUAUGUAUCAGCCAAAUAUGUUUGAAACGCACCACCAGUUACUAGACAUGGCUGCUGGACAUAAAAAUCCGGACAAUGAUUUGGGGAAGAUGAGAGAUGAUGAAUUUGAAAGUAGUAGAUCCGCUACUGAGAAUUUGGAGGGUCUGUCGGGUGAUGAUCAAGAUCCGAAUCAACGGCCCAAGAAGAAACGGUAUCACCGCCAUACUCAACACCAGAUUCAGGAGAUGGAGAAUUUCUUCAAGGAAUGCCCUCACCCUGAUGACAAGCAAAGGAAAGAAUUAAGUCGUAGAUUAGCGUUGGAGCCUUUACAAGUUAAGUUUUGGUUCCAAAACAAGCGCACUCAAAUGAAGGCCCAACAUGAACGAUCAGAGAAUCAGCAACUUAGAUCUGAGAAUGAAAAGCUUCGAGCUGAUAACAUUAGGUACAAAGAAGCACUUAACAAUGCUACUUGUCCAAAUUGUGGAGGUCCUGCUGCCAUUGGUGAGAUGUCUUUUGAUGAGCAACAGCUCAGGAUUGAGAAUGCUAGACUUAGAGAAGAGAUUGAUAGAAUAUCAGGCAUAGCAGCAAAGUACGUAGGAAAGCCCUUAGUGACAUACCCUCAUUUACAAAACCAAGGGCUACACUCACGUUCAUCUCUUGAUCUUGGAGUUGGGAGUUUUGGUGCACCAUCAAGUAUGGUAAGUGACAUUUAUGGAGGUUCAGCAGGGGAUCUCCUACGAACUGUAGCUCCUCUUACCGAGGCUGACAAACCUAUGAUCAUUGAGCUGGCGGUUGCAGCCAUGGAAGAACUCAUUCAAAUGGCUCAGUCCGGUGAACCUUUGUGGGUUCCUAGCCCUGAUAACUCUACUGAGAUCCUUAAUGAAGACGAGUAUUUUCGAAGUUUCCCUCGUGGGAUUGGGCCUAUGCCAUUAGGUCUUAAAUCUGAGGCUUCUAGAGAUUCGGCUGUUGUUAUUAUGAAUCAUAUGAACUUGAUUGAAAUUCUCAUGGAUGUGAAUCAAUGGUCAUGUGUGUUCUCUGGUAUAGUCUCAAGAGCAAUGACUCUAGAUGUUUUGUCAACUGGAGUGGCUGGGAAUUACAAUGGAGCGUUACAAGUGAUGACAGCAGAGUUUCAAGUCCCAUCACCAUUAGUUCCCACACGUGAGAACUUUUUUGUAAGAUACUGUAAGAAAAAUGCGGACGGUAGUUGGGUAGUGGUUGAUGUUUCAUUGGAUGGAUUGCGUUCUUGCCCUAUUCCAAGGUGUCGUAGAAGGCCUUCCGGUUGCUUAAUACAAGAGUUGCCCAAUGGUUACUCUAAGGUGACAUGGGUGGAACAUGUGGAAGUGGAUGAUCGAGCAGUACAUAACAUAUAUAGGGCAUUAGUAAACUCAGGACUAGCCUUUGGAGCAAAACGUUGGGUAUCUACUUUAGAUAUGCAGUGUGAAAGGCUUGCUAGUGUCAUGGCUACCAAUAUUCCUGCAACAGAAGGUGGUGUAAUAACAAGUGCUGAAGGGAGAAAGAGUAUGCUGAAACUAGCAGAGAGGAUGGUGAUGAGCUUCUGUGCUGGAGUGGGAGCAUCUACAGCCCACACGUGGACAACAUUAUCAGGUAGUGGAGCUGAUGAUGUUCGGGUGAUGACCCGAAAGAGCAUGGAUGAUCCGGGUAGACCACCAGGCAUUGUUCUUAGUGCUGCUACUUCUUUUUGGAUGCCUGUUUCUCCUAAACGUGUCUUUGAUUUCCUUCGUGACGAGAAUUCUAGGAGUGAGUGGGAUAUACUAUCAAAUGGUGGCCUCGUCCAAGAAAUGGCUCACAUAGCAAAUGGUCGUGAUCCAGGGAACUGUGUAUGUCUUCUAAGAGUGAAUAGUGCAAAUUCAAGUCAAAGCAACAUGUUAAUACUCCAAGAAAGUACAACAGAUGCAACAGGGUCGUAUGUAAUAUAUGCACCAGUUGACAUUGUUGCCAUGAACGUAGUUUUGAAUGGUGGUGAUCCUGAUUAUGUCGCUCUCUUACCAUCUGGAUUUGCCAUUUUACCCGAUGGGUCUGUUGGGUCCAUGGAAGUCGGGUCUGGUGGUUCAUUGCUAACUGUUGCAUUCCAAAUACUCGUGGAUUCAGUUCCAACAGCCAAACUGUCAUUGGGUUCUGUUGCUACUGUUAAUAGUUUGAUUAAGUGCACUGUUGAAAGGAUUAAGGCGGCUGUUGCUGGUGAUACUGCUUAAUCAAACUUCUCCAUUCAUCUGCUUUUCAUGGAUAUAUGCAGUAUGCUUGAUUAGUACGUAGAGGAGUCGUAAAAAUAUAAGCCGAGAAGGGGAAGUGUACGUUGUUUACAACUUUUGGGUUUUUAUAGUACGAUCCAUGGAGGAAGUCAAGAACGCACCUUUUGUGAUCCUCGUAAUGUAUGUAGUUAUGUUUAAAAAGGCUAAUAUUUCUCGAUUGAAAAGAACUUACCUUGAAACUAUCAUUACGAGGAAAUUGGGUUCGGGUAUUGACUUCACCAAAAAAUUAUUCAGUAAAACAAAGGUAAAUGGACUAAAAUAUGCCACCCUCCCUUAAUUAAUUGUUUUUGUAGCAAGUAAUUUUUGGCUAAUUAAAGCCUAAAUUAACUUGAACUUUAAUUUGUAGUUUGUUGCAUAAGAGUGUUUUGGUAAAUUAGGUUUAUCGUUGUGAUCUCCCCCUUCUUUUUUUAUGAGUAAAUUAAUGUAGGAGGACAUACAUUUGAAGCUUUGUUACUAACUUGUAAUUCGUGUACUCCAUGUCUUUUAUAAAAGGAUGUGAUCUUCAUUGAAUUUCUCACACUUAAAUACUUAAAUAGUUAAAGAAUCUAUAACUAUCAUCAUUAUUU